This is a messenger RNA of Drosophila sechellia, 462 nucleotides long. RefSeq lists its product as uncharacterized. The record is from RefSeq and is a predicted model, not a curated record. NCBI's taxonomy places the organism in Eukaryota, Metazoa, Arthropoda, Insecta, Diptera, Drosophilidae.
AUGCAAAUUAACGCUCGAGAUGGGAUUCAAAUGAAUAAGGCUCCUGGCCAGAAUAGAAUAUUGAUGUUAUCCCCAACUAGACCAGUUAGCUGCCGACGUUGUGUGGUUAUCAAUAUGGCCAAUAUUCCAAUCCACAGCACAUCCGCACACCAGCUGAGAUACAAAGAGCCACACUCGCAUAUUGUAUCUGCAUUUAUGAAGAUGCAAACUACAAGUACGGGCCGGGGGAAAACGCCAGCUGAAACUAUCAAAAUGCAUGCCAAGAGGCAAACAACAAAAGCAGGCAACACGAGCUGCCGCAACAUGGCAAACAUGAAACCGAAACCGAAAACUGUAACUAAAACUGCGGCCAAAAUCACCGCCCAUGCCACCCCCUCGAAUGCUAUCCAGGCAGCAAAAAAGCGAGAACGGGCGAAAUUUGCAUGCAUAUUUACCAACUUUCGUUCGGAAAAGUCAGAAUAA